ACGUUCUGAGUUGUGACAACAUCUCGACGGUCUAAACGACAACAAAUUAGCCUCCGAGGUGCAGGCGAGUGUGCGUAGCGUAGCAGUCUGUGGAAAUACAGAGACGCUUAAAACUCUUAGAGGUUUUUUUUUUCUUGAACACGACCUUUUUUUCCUCUGAGAGUGUCUGACAAGUUUGGUAUUAACAGAGCGCAAGAGAGAAGUGGGCACGCACUUUUCCUGAACCUGACUCCUCACUUCGUUCUGUCUGACCUUCACAGCGGAUUGCCAUCCACUCUCCUCAGCGUCCAGACAUGUAGUCAGCAGCAUAAGCAGAGCGCAUUCCUGUUUGUGAACUCUUUUUCUUCUCAAACAGUUUCCUCGACCUCUCGGGCUGGACUGCGGUGCAUUGACGUCGGCUCGCCCUCCCCUGCCCCCUCGCCCCCCAGCAAUGGCCUCACGCAUUGGCCUGCGGAUGCAGCUGAUGCGAGACCAGCUGCAGCAGGAGGAGCAGCGCGAGCGGCAGCAGCAGCAGAAUGCGGCCCUGCAAUAUAUGCAGCAACGCAUGGCUGGGCCACCUGCGCCCACCCCAGCCAUUAGCACGCCGCAGCAUUACCAAAGCAUGCAGGUCCCCGUGGAGGUUCUUAAGGUACAGACCCACCUUGAGAAUCCUACAGACUACCACAUCCGUCAGUCUCGGAGGCAACAAGUAAAAGAAUACUUAUCCACCACCUGUGCCACGAAACAGACGGUCCAUGCAGUAGCCGGACCGAUACCACCCUCUCCUCCCACAACAAUGGGACCCACAGGGGGCUCAGCGUCUGCACCCCCUCCCCUCCACUCUCCACGCAUGCGCACAGAGCAGCUCAUGUCUGGCAACAGCGCCCCCAACAGCCCCAUGGCCAUGCUCAACAUCGGCUCCAGUCACGAAAACGAGAUGGAUGAGGUCAUUGAUGACAUCAUCAGCAUGCAGUCCAAUUAUGAUGAUAUUCAGGCAUACAUAGACCCUAUCCAGAUGCCAAACACACUCCCUCUGUCCAGCAGUCACCUGGAUGUGUAUACAGGUCCUGGGAUGAAGGGGCCAGCUAUUGCUAUGACCAGUAACUCCUGUCCUGCCAACUUGACCAUCAAACGAGAACUGUCAGACACAGAAGCCCGUGCGCUGGCCAAGGAGAGACAAAAGAAAGAUAACCACAAUCUGAUUGAAAGACGGAGGAGAUUCAACAUCAAUGAUCGUAUUAAAGAACUUGGCACCAUGAUCCCCAAAACCAAUGACCUUGCGCUUAGUGAUGUGCGCUGGAACAAAGGUACUAUACUGAGAGCAUCUGUAGAGUACAUCAAACGCAUGCAGAAGGAUGUACAGAGGACCAGAGAGGUGGAAAAUAACUUUAAAAGGAUGGAAAUGGCCAACAAACAGUUGAUGCUACGUAUCCAGGAGUUGGAGAUGCAGGCUCAUCUGCAUGGCCUACCCAGCACCUCUCCCUCUGGCCUGAACACGACUGACAUAAUGGCUCCUUAUAUAAAACAAGAGACCAGCCCAGAGGAGAACCUUUCUCACCCCCAGGCACAAACCCACCACCAGCCCCAGCACCUACCCCAGAACCAGGCUCAGCAACAGGCUCAGCAGCACCACUUCCUUCCACAGACCCACCUCCACCAACAGGGCCAGGUUCAGCCUCAGCACAGGCACCUGCCACCGCUCCCCCAGCACCUCCAGCCCCAGCCACCCAUCCAGUUCCCAGCUGUAGGCAGCUCCCAGCCCUUUGACUUUGCCCAGUCGCUGGACUUGUGCGAUGGGAUGCCAGGUUUCUCAGAUGGCAUGUCGGGGCUGGGCGACUUGGCCGGACUGGACGUCCAGGGGAGGAGAGGCGAGCUGGGCUUCCUGAUGAUGGACGAGCCUUUGUCCCCUGUGGGUGGAGACCCGCUGCUCUCUGCGAUGUCCCCUGAAGCUUCUGUCGACUCUAGCCGCAGAUCCAGCUUCAGCAUAGAGGAUGUAGACCUACUCUAGACACAUGCAUACAUACACGCACUCCCACAAACCAACACAAGCACAAGUAGAGAUUUCAGAGAGGUGUCAGCGUGGAGGUACAUCAUCACAAACUCCAACACAUUUACAGCAUGUACAACACAAAUGAAUAAGACAUGACACACGCCCAUAACAUGCAGCGCAUACUGAAUACAUCACACAAAUUGAUCAUACAUUGAUGGCACUCAUUUUUUGUAUAAUUACCCCUCCUUAAUGGCAAGAGCAAGGUACAAGCAAAGUAGGUAGCAGGUACAAGCGCAUGCGUACGCGCACACAUACACACACAUACACACAGGCACACACACAAGUGGAUGUGAGAUAAACUGAGAAGCUUGAAACGUUGCCCAACACACUGAGCAUUUACAAGGGGUGAACCAACACUGCCAGGUCAGGAGUUAUAUAGCACACUUGGCCUCGUUUCCAUAAAGGUGGCUCUGAAUUAUAAUUGAGGAGGACAAAACCAGCAGUUAAUUAGAUUGAAGUUAUCAGAUACAAGGACAACCAAGCGCAUUGUCUUACUUGAUAGAGGACAAGUUAUUUUCCCCUUACAUCAACCUCUUUUAGUAACCAUAAACGAUUGAAUGAACGAUAGUGAAUAAAAUGGAAAUAGCUUUAUGGUCCUGCAUACAUAAUUUAGCUUAAGGGGAUGCAGUCCAGUCUAAAUGGUCUGUUCCUCAAUCUGCUAUUCCACAGUUUGCCUUCACCUCAAGCACAAGCUGUUUGGUGUUUGACAAAGAUCUGCGUUAGUCUGCUAAGCUCAAGUGUCCACAUCUUAGAAAACAUUUAAAGAGUGGGCGGACAAUGUAGGAAUCAGAUAAUCCAGCCCUUCUGCAUCUGUAAUUGUUGUCUUCUCAUAAACAUGUACACCCUCUCACUCAUACUGCUGUGCCCCAGUUUCUACACCUUUUAACACUUUUGACACUGUGAGGACCUUUACCCAAAGAAGACACAGUUAGUGUUACUGUGUCGACUCUGGAGAGAGUAAAAAAAGCCAUUUGAAAGUCUCCAAAAAAACAGUGUGUCAUCCAAAUUUGUGAGGUGUCAAAAUACUCAGGUACUGUAACAGGAAGUAGAAGCAGAAGUUAACCCAGGCUCAUAACCCCUUUCAACGUGCCUUUUGAUUUUUGCAGCUGCUGCUCUUCAAAGGUUAUUAAAGGUUAGAGGUCAUGACCAGGGUUUAGAGUUAAAAUAAACUUCAAUUAUGCCUGUAAAUGCUUCUGUAGUAAUUAUACCUUUGUUAGUGCAGGAGAGUUUCAUUUUUAUCUCACUAAGUGACUUUGUAGAGCACGGCUUGUACUAGAGGCCCAGGUGAAGAAAAGAUAGAGUGACUGGAAAGAGAAAAAGAUAGUUUGCAUCAGCUGACAGCAGUAGUAGUGUAGUCUUCACUGUAAAACACAGCAUUAGCUCACACUUGCAUGCAUUCACACUCACUUUUCGGUUCACAUACAGGCAUCCAUUAAACACGCAGAUGCUCACAUACUGUAUGCAUGAUCACACUCACACACAUACAUACAUUGCAGUGUGCCUUGAGGCUGUUUUCAAAUCAUCAUGUUAUCGAGUCUCCUGUACUUCAGUCUUUACCCUGUUGAGUCGAGUGAAGCUGCAAGCUACAGAGGUGAAGCUCAGGUCUGCUGUUCAAACUGCCACCUAAAGGGAAUCUGUUAUCCUAUUGGCUAACUGACAUCCAUUUGUCAUCAUAUUCAUGGUUGGAGCAGGCUGAUGUGGACCUGAGUUGUAUCUCUGCUGUGGUAGACCUGGGGCUUGGCUUUGAUUUGAUAUAGCUUAUGAUCAGUACUGAUGAAGGUAGGAAAAAAAAAAAAACUUUGAUGGUGAUUUUUUUUGAUUAAAAGAAGUGUUUGUUUUCGUUAUUAUAGUUUGUUGUUUAUUUUAACUCCCAAAGCACUGGAAACUAUGUUAUUGUUUUGACUUUGUACAUGGAAGAAUUAUGGAAUAAGAUUUAUUUAGAUGUUUUAUGCCACUAAGCCACUUAAAUGUAUUUUGUUUGUAUUUGUUGUUUUAGUUCUUUUUCAGUUUUAUUCCAAAACUACCCUUUCUUCUCAGAGCCAAUUUCAGUAAGUACACUGUAAAGGCACUUAAGCCACCAAUGUGUUACUGGGGGAGGAGCGGGGAGCCAUUUAUGAACUUCCAGAUUUCAACUGACUUUAGAGAGAUGAAGAGAUUAUGUACAUUUACGAUGCCAUUUUUAUAUGAUUGGGGUUUUAUUUUUCUCUCUGUUGUGAAAUUUGGAGCCAGACAUAGAUGAAAGGUGAUUAUUUGAUUUGAUUCUAUUCAAAUUGCUCAUUUUAUGAAUGUAAGGUUUACCAGUGGUUCCGGUCAGGCUGAAGCAGGUCGGUGUUUUUUGCCAUGCCUUUUUUCUUCCCGACUUUGGUUUCCAUGGAGACUGGAAGACGACUGACUUCACAUAAACUCUGAGCCGAGGAGUUGUGGUUGCCAUGGUGUCAUAUCACUGACUCUGCAUUUGUCUCUGUCUGUCUACCAGAGUUGUGCCUUUUCCCUUUUCAACCACAGUUUGACUGUUGUUGUCACCCAGCCAACACUCCAAAGACCUGCUCAGGCCUCCUCUACUCUUCCACUAGAGGGCGCUCUGCAGAGCAAACUACACAGGGAAAAGUGGUUCUGAUUUUACUGAAGAUAUAAAAUGUUUUACCAGAAUCCA
This is a messenger RNA of Thunnus maccoyii (southern bluefin tuna), 4682 nucleotides long. RefSeq names its product transcription factor EB (gene tfeb). The record is from RefSeq and is a predicted model, not a curated record. Bases 431 to 1987 code for a protein of 518 amino acids. Gene Ontology annotation, molecular function: DNA-binding transcription factor activity, RNA polymerase II-specific; RNA polymerase II cis-regulatory region sequence-specific DNA binding; protein dimerization activity. Gene Ontology annotation, biological process: positive regulation of DNA-templated transcription; regulation of transcription by RNA polymerase II; humoral immune response. The transcript has 12 exons. Lineage: Eukaryota; Metazoa; Chordata; Actinopteri; Scombriformes; Scombridae. Gene Ontology annotation, cellular component: nucleus.